AUGAUGAAAGCGCGGUUCCUGGGAUUCAGUCUUGACUCUGGUGAUGAUUUUACAUAUGUGAUAGUCACUGAUCCUGAUUCUGACAAAGAACCACGUCGGAUCUUUACCCGCUCCGUCAUCCGCCCGCGGCAUGUUCGCGAGGCCGCACCUGUUGUGGUCCGAAAGGGGAAGACAAAGUUCGAAAUUUACAAGAAGGAUGAACGCACCAUCUUGGAGGGAAUAGCUGAUCCUGAUUUUCCGCCUCGACUUUCUGAAAGGGCGCCGAAUCCACUAUUGACCAUCCAAGAGGAGCCCGAACCCUUGGACACUGUAGAGGAGUAUGAAAGAGCUAUCGAAGAAGUAUAUGGAACACCUCCUUCGAAACGACUUCGUACCGACCCUACGUCCGAUGAUGCUUUGUUACGAACUGAUCUAGAGGAGCUCCAGCCUCUCUCUGUUAAGACCGUGACAAACUCUGCUUCCAAACUACCGAGAGAACAAGCAGAACCUGCGAUUCAGCCACCAAGGGAUCAAGAGAUUGCAGCAGCUGUGCCUGCUGCCACUGUCGAAGCAACAACUGAUGGACCGAGCAAACCGGCUCAGUGUCCAGCGCCGGUAACACAAGAGGAACACACCCAAGUGACAGAUCAAGGUGAACAUGCCUCAGAAUCAGAUGAUGAUGCUUCGGUUAAGUCAGCUGGUGAUGACUUGGUUCAUUCUGCCGAUGGAGACAUCGAUGAUCACCAUGUGACACCGGAGUCGCUUGACGUUCAUCUCCAAAACAUAGCUGGUAUUUCGGAUGAUGAAGACCACUUUGAUUUGGUUAAUGGGCAUGAAUUUUAUAAGGGAGUUGUUGGACGUAUUGACAUAUUGAGCAAUCAUAUUGGUCGAUUAUUGAUCAAUGGUCUAUGUGACGUGACGCGGCAGUGA
Messenger RNA from Cylindrotheca closterium, 909 nucleotides. NCBI's taxonomy places the organism in Eukaryota, Bacillariophyta, Bacillariophyceae, Bacillariales, Bacillariaceae. The record is from the annotation of a GenBank genome assembly.